This is a messenger RNA of Penicillium expansum, 1566 nucleotides long. Its product is annotated as cytochrome P450. The transcript has 2 exons. The record is from RefSeq and is a predicted model, not a curated record. The coding region runs from base 1 to 1566 and encodes 521 amino acids. Gene Ontology annotation, molecular function: heme binding; oxidoreductase activity, acting on paired donors, with incorporation or reduction of molecular oxygen, reduced flavin or flavoprotein as one donor, and incorporation of one atom of oxygen; iron ion binding. NCBI's taxonomy places the organism in Eukaryota, Fungi, Ascomycota, Eurotiomycetes, Eurotiales, Aspergillaceae.
AUGACUCUGUCAUUCGUCUUGGGUUUUGCGGCCGCAGCCGUCGUGCUGCAGGUCAUUCGUAUGGCAAUCAACUCAUGGCAACAUUCGCGUAAUGCUAAAAGCCUGGGUUGUGGCAGUGUGCCAAUGUACCCGUGCAAGGAUCCUUUGGGAAUCGAUAACCUGAAACAGUCCCUGGCGGCAGACAAGGCCAAACUAGUACCUGAGUUGGCCGAGGAGCGUGUCAAGAUCAUUAGUGAACAGGAGAACCGCUAUGUCACUACAUUCUCCAUCCGGAACCUCGGUCGCACCCACAUUUUCACUAUCGACCCUAAGAACAUCCAAGCUAUUCUGGCUACGCAAUUUAAGGACUUCGAGCUUGGUUCUGUCCGUCGAUAUAGCUUGCAUCCGCUGCUGGGCACUGGUAUUUUCACCGCGGAUGGAGAGGAAUGGAGUCGCUCCCGGGGCCUACUUCGGCCUCAGUUCACCCGCGAGCAGAUCAGUCAAUUGGAUUUAGAAGAGGAGCAUGUGCAAAAGGCCAUGCAGGCUCUACCCGUUGCAGCCAACGGAUGGACCACCACAACCGACAUCCAAUCGAUCUUCUUCCGCCUGACCAUCGACUCCGCCACAGAGUUCCUCUUCGGUGAAAGUGUCGAGAGCCAACUAGGCGCUCUAAACGGUCUAAACAGACCCGAGGACUCCUUUGCCAACUACUUCGACAAGUCCCAAUGGGUCUGCGCGCAGCGCAGCCGCUUCGAGAAACUAGCCUUCCUCGCCGAGAACAAGGAAACCAAAUUCUCCGACAAACAAGUCCACUCGUUCGUCGACAAAGUAGUCUCCAAUGCCCUCGCAGCUUCCGAAGCCGAAAAGAAAGCCUCCCCCGACGAAAAAUCCUCCUACGUCUUCCUCGAGGCCCUCCUAGAAGUAACCCGUGACCCUAUCGAGCUCCGCUCCCAACUCCUCAACAUCCUCCUCGCAGGCCGCGACACAACCGCCUCCCUGCUAAGCUGGACAACCCUCAUGCUAUCCCGCCACCCAGAAGUCUUCACCAAACUCCGCGAAACAAUCAUCUCCAACUUCGGCACCUACUCCAACCCCCAGAACAUCACCUUCGCCACCCUGAAAUCCUGCCAGUACCUCCAGCACGUGAUGAACGAGGUCCUCCGUCUGUACCCAGUAGUCCCCUUCAACCGUCGCAACGCAACCCACGACACGACGAUCCCGCGCGGCGGCGGUCCGGACGGGCAGGAUCCCGUCUACAUCCGCAAGGGCCAGUCGGUUAUCUACACGACGCAUGUUAUGCAGCGUCGUAAGGACCUGUGGGGUCCUGACGCUGACGAGUUCAAGCCUGAGCGCUGGAUGAGUCGGAGACCUGGUUGGGAGUAUAUCCCCUUCAAUGGGGGGCCGCGGAUCUGUAUUGGACAGCAGUUUGCGCUUACGGAGGCUGGAUAUGUUAUUGUGAGGCUUUUGCAGCGCUUUGAUCAGAUUGAGAAUGUCUAUCCUGAUCAGAAGAUUCGGUAUGGUCUUACUUUGACUAGUGCGCCUGCUGAUUUGGUUACUGUGCGUUUGCACCAGGCUGAGGAUGCGUGA